UGAGGGUUUUUCUAUUUGGCAGGUGUUGUUUCACAGAGUGAGCACAAUAAUGUUUUGCUUAAUGCCUUUUUUUUCUUUAUAUAAACCUGUAAACAUGUAACACUACGACACAAUGACAACUGAAACUUCGUUCUACGGUGAUAUGUCCGAGCUGAGGAUUGUGUUGUUGGGAUAUAGAAAUGCUGGGAAGCGGUCAUCGGGAAACACAAUCCUGGGUGAACAAGUGUUUCACACUGAGAGGACCGCUCAGUGUGUGCAGGGACAUGGAGAAGUAGCAGGGAGGCCAGUCACUGUGGUUAGUGCCCCAAGCUGGGUCAGGGAAAAACCUGUAGAGGAGAGCACUGAGCUAUUUAAACAAGAGCUUAUGCUCAGUGUGUGUCUAUGUCCUCCAGGACCUCAUGCUCUACUUCUCAUCAUACCAACAGCGGUUUCUUUCACAGAGAAGCAUAGAAGUGUAUUAGAAGGAUAUUUAGAGCUCAUCAGUGAAAACAUCUGGAGCCACGUAAUAGUUCUGUUCACUGCUGGGGACUGGCUGGGAGAUAAAACCAUAGAGCAGCACAUUGAGUAUGAAGGAGAGGCUCUCCAGUGGCUGAUUGAGAAAUGUGGUGACAGGUAUCAUGUGUUCAACAAUGCAAAUAGACGUGAUAAAGAUCAGGUUGUAGAGCUACUGGAGAAGAUCGAGGAGAUGGUGGCAGAAAACAGGAAGCUUUAUUUUAAAAUAAGUAGAAAAAUUCAACAAGUGCUGGAAAAGAAGAAGAAAGCUGAGAAGAGAGCAUUUCAAAGGAUGGUGGUGAUGCAGAAACAGAGAGAAGACAUCAGGUCACAGAUGGGUCAGACCAGUAGAUACUCGGAGCUGAGGGUAGUGAUGUUGGGAUACACAGCUUCUGGAAAAAGUUCAACAGGAAACAUCAUCCUUGGGAAAGAAGUAUUUGAGUUAAAGAGAAACGCUCAGUGUGUGAAGGGACAGGAGAAAGUAGCAGGGAGGAAGGUCACUGUGGUUGAAGCUCCAGGAUGGCACAAGCAUACGCAUGUAGAAGAGAGCCCUGCUCUACUUAAACAGGAGAUUGUGCUCAGUGUGUCUCAGUGUCCUCCAGGUCCCCAUGCUGUACUGCUGAUAAUACGUGUGGACAGCCCGUUUAAAGAAAAUGAUAAAAAAGUAAUAAAGGGGUAUGUGGAGCUUCUCAGUGACAGAGUCUGGAAUAACACUAUUGUGCUAUUCACCUGUGGAAAUUUUCUCGGAGAUGCAAAAAUAGAGCAGCAUAUUGAGUGUGAAGGGGAGGCCCUCCAGUGGCUAGUUGAGAAAUGCGGGAACAGGUGUCAUGUUCUGAGCAGUAGGAACAGGGAUAAUAACACUGAGGUUAGAGACUUACUGGAGAAGAUAGAGGAGCUGGUAGAAGUAAACGGUGGCAGCCAUUUUGAAAUAGACAGUAAGAUUUUACAGGAGGUGGAAGAGAGGAGGAGAGUGGAAGACGAGAGCGCAAAAGAGAGAAAGAAGAAAGUGCAAAAACACAGAGAGGACAUCAGAUCACAAAUGGUGGACACAUAUCAUCACUCAGAACUAAGGAUUUUGCUAAUGGGUUUUCAAGGCUCUGGGAAGAGUACAGUAGGAAAUGCGAUCUUGGGCAGUAAAGAGUUUGAGCUGAACAAAGCUGCUCAAAAUGCAAAGAGAGAGGGAACAAUUUCUGGAAAGCAGAUCACUGUCGUUGAGGCUUCAGACUGGCGAUGCGUCAAUGUAGAAGACAGUGCAAAGUUAUACCAAAUGGACAUAAUGCAAAGUGUGUACCAGUGUGUUCCAGGACCCCAUGCUUUGCUCCUGAUCAUACGUGUGGACUCUAACUAUGAUGAAUUGCAUAGAAAAGCAGUGGCUGAACACUUGAACCUUCUUGGUAAAGGCAUCUGGAGUCACACUAUGGUGGUGUUCAACUUUGCACACUGGCUAGGGAACAUCACCAUAGAGCAGUACAUUGAGAGUGAAGGGAAGGCCCUUGACUGGCUAGUUGAGAAAUGUGAGAACAGAUAUCAUCUAUACAACAGCACGGAAGGUUCUGAGCCCACAGAGCUGCUAGAGAAGAUAGAAGAGAUGGUGGCCAGGAACGGUGGUGCUCAUUUCGAAAUAGAUGGAAAAAUCUUACAGGAAGUGGAAGAAAGGAGUAAGCUCGAGGAAAGGGCCAGAGCACGGCAGAUGAAGGUGCAGAAACGGAGGGAGGUAACCAAAGAGAACAUGGGAUUGGGAAGGCGUUCGCCAGGAGACACAAGGCCUCAGAUAGAGAGAGGAGCAUCACCAACACCUAGCAAUAUGUCCAUGAGAAGCAACAAUUCUUUGGAGCUCCCACUAUACUUCAGUGGGGAAAUCCUUCCGGAUCAUCAAAGGUUGUUGCUGGAAAAAAGACCUACACCAUUCUACAGUUACCAGUCAAUGAAGAGUGGGCAGACAGUGGCUCCCUCUAGUGGGACACUUUACACCGAACACCAUGGUAACCUGGCCAGUCUGACACGUCACCCCAGAUGUUCAGUGUGUAGAGAUAUACUGAGAAACCCAGUGUACUUGCCUUGUGGACACUUGUCCUGCAGUGCAUGCUCCAUGCAUACGUGCAUACAAUGCCAUGAAGUACCCAGAACACAAGAUCCAUUUAACCAAAAUGCUUCGGUUGCAUCAUUGGCUAUGAAUGUCCAGCAGGCUCUGUCAACUUCUUCUGGUUCUCUUACUCCAUCAAACGACACUAGAGCUGGAGAUGUUGUCUGUGAUUUCUGCUCUGGGAUACAGAUGAAAGCAGUGAAGUCAUGUCUGACCUGCACUGCGUAUUACUGUGAAACUCACGUGAGGCAGCACUACACAGUACCAGCCCUGCAGAGACACAAGCUGGUGGAGGUGAAUGUAGACGUGGAGUUUCCAACUUCAUCACAGGGCUCUGGAGGUCUUUUCUAAGACUGACCAGACUUAUACUUGCACACUGCGUGCACUGUUGGAACAUAAUGAUCAUGAGAGUGACUUUAAAUAGAGUUAUUUUCCAAAACAGCUUGAUUCUGAUUUGGUAUAAUGGUGUACAGUAUAAACAAAUUGGAACUUGGUUUAAUUUAAUAACAUAAAUCAUACAAGGACAGAAUUAUCAAAAAGGUUGCAUUCUUUUGUGACUUCUCCUAUGUGUCUAGUGUCUGAGUGACCCACUGAAUUCACAUACACAGGAAGGAUGAUGGGACUUUAUUGUCUAUUCUGCAAAGAAUUUGUUUAAGCUAGCCCACAGCAUGAAUAUCCCGCUCUGCUGCUGCUCAGUUAGAUUAUUUACAAUAUUAUUGCAUUAUUAACAAUAUGUAAAAUAAAUGUUAAAAUACA
Pangasianodon hypophthalmus (striped catfish) is the source of this 3331-nucleotide messenger RNA. RefSeq names its product GTPase IMAP family member 8. Gene Ontology annotation, molecular function: GTP binding. NCBI's taxonomy places the organism in Eukaryota, Metazoa, Chordata, Actinopteri, Siluriformes, Pangasiidae. The record is from RefSeq and is a predicted model, not a curated record. Bases 113 to 2926 code for a protein of 937 amino acids. The transcript has 8 exons.